AUGGGUCCUUACAAAGCACAAAAGGUGCUACUGACUAACAAACGGUUGGCUCUGACCUCAGAGAUCAUGGAGAACCUGCAUUCAGUGAAGGCCUAUGGCUGGGAGGAGAUAAUGGAGACCCUGAUCAAGAACAUCAGACAGGAUGAGGUGAGGCUGACCAGGAAGAUUGGCUCCCUGCGCUAUUUUUACAGCUCUGCAUACUUUUUCUCAGCCAUCUUUGUGAUUGUGGCCGCAGUCGUCCCUCAUGCCCUCAGCCGCGGUAUCAACCUGCGUCGCAUAUUCACAACUCUCUCCUACUGUAUGGUGCUGCGUAUGACUGUCACUCGACAACUGCCCGGCUCCAUCCAGAUGUGGUACGACACCAUACGGCUUAUUUGGAAGAUUGAAGAAUUUCUUAGUAAGGAGGAAUACAAGUUAAUGGAAUAUGAUCUCAGCAUCACAGAGCUGGAACUUAAAGAUGUGACUGCUUCUUGGGAUGAGGGUCCUGGUGAACUUUUGGAAAGGAUAAAACAGGAGAACAAAGCUAAUGGCCAUCACAAUGGAGAUGUAGGUCUCUUCUUUACCAACCUAUAUGUGACUCCUGUACUGAAGGACAUCAGUUUGAUCCUGAAGAAAGGAGAGAUGUUGGCUGUUACUGGUUCUAUGGGCUCUGGGAAGAGCUCAUUGUUGAUGACCAUCCUCGGGGAGCUGGUUCCCUCCUCCGGGAAGAUCCGACACAGUGGUCGAAUCUCCUACUCCUCCCAAACAACCUGGAUCAUGCCUGGCACCAUCCGAGACAACAUCCUUUUUGGUCUGACCUAUGAUGAGUAUCGCUACAAGAGUGUGGUCAAAGCAUGCCAGCUCGAGGAGUCCCUCUGUCUACAUUCUUCUCUCAUCACAGCUCGUAGCCCCAUUUUCUCCCACCUCAUCAUCUCACUGAAGGGUUUGUGGACCAUCAGGGCCUUUGAGCGGCAGGCCUACUUCGAGAACCUGUUCCACAAGACCGUCAACACCCACACAGCCACCUGGUUCCUCUACCUGUCGACCCUACGAUGGUUCCUCUUCCGCUCAGACAUCAUCUUUGUGUUCUUUUUCACGCUGACCGCCUGGAUUGCGGUAGGAACCAACCAGGAUAAACCGGGCGAGAUUGGUAUCGUCAUAUGCCUGGCAAUGCUCAUUCUAGGCACCUUCCAGUGGUGUGUUGCCACCAGCAUUGCGGUAGAUGGAAUGAUGCGAUCCGUUGACCGGGUUUUUAAGUUCAUCGACCUACCGUCUGAGACACCCAAACCGGAUAAAAGCAAAUACUCAGAUCUGAUUAUCGAGAACGUCGAUGCACGGGCCGACUCAAGCUGGCCCAACCGCAGUCAGAUCGAUGUGCAGAAUUUAACAGUCAAAUACACAGAAGGGGGUCACGCUGUCCUUAAGAACCUCUCCUUCACUGUGGAGGGUGGACAGAGGGUGGGUAUCUUGGGCCGAACAGGUUCUGGGAAGAGUUCUCUGUUCAAUGCUCUCUUGAAGCUGGUUUACACAGAUGGUGAUAUCUCCAUCGAUGGGGUCAACUGGAACAAAAUGCCACUUCAGAAGUGGAGGAAAGCCUUUGGUGUGAUGCCUCAGAAAGUCUUCAUCUUUACGGGACCAUUCCGCAUGAACCUAGACCCUUACGGUUGUCAUAGUGAUGAGGAGCUGUGGCGGGUCACGGAGGAGGUCGGUCUUAAGACAGUGAUUGAGCAGUUUCCAGACAAACUGGACUUCCAGCUGGAAUACGGAGGCUAUGUACUGAGUAACGGCCACAAACAGCUCAUCUGUCUGGCUCGCUCUAUCCUCAGCGGAGCCCGCAUCCUCCUCCUGGAUGAGCCUAGUGCCCACCUCGAUCCAAUAACAAUAAAGGUGUUAAAGAAGACAUUACGACAGUCUUUCUCCACAUGCACUAUAUUACUGUCUGAACACAAAGUGGAACCACUGCUCGAGUGCCAGUCUUUCUUGAUGAUGGACAAGGGUCAGGUGAAGACCUACGAUUCCAUUCAGAAGCUGCUGAAUGAGACCAGUCAUCUAAAGCAGGCCAUAAGUCCAGCCGAGCGCCUCAAACUCUUCCCUCGCCGGAACUCUAGCAUGCACGGCCCUCAAUCCAAACUCAGCUCUGUUACGCAGACACUGCAAGAGGAGGCAGAGGACAAUAUCCAAGACACUCGCCUCUGA
Sinocyclocheilus anshuiensis is the source of this 2175-nucleotide messenger RNA. Its product is annotated as cystic fibrosis transmembrane conductance regulator-like. Gene Ontology annotation, molecular function: ABC-type transporter activity; ATP binding; ATP hydrolysis activity. Bases 1 to 2175 code for a protein of 724 amino acids. The transcript is spliced from 15 exons. NCBI's taxonomy places the organism in Eukaryota, Metazoa, Chordata, Actinopteri, Cypriniformes, Cyprinidae. Gene Ontology annotation, biological process: chloride transmembrane transport; bicarbonate transport. The record is from RefSeq and is a predicted model, not a curated record. Gene Ontology annotation, cellular component: apical plasma membrane; cytosol; plasma membrane.